This is a messenger RNA of Nyctereutes procyonoides (raccoon dog), 5296 nucleotides long. RefSeq names its product myotubularin related protein 6 (gene MTMR6). The transcript is spliced from 14 exons. Gene Ontology annotation, biological process: dephosphorylation. Gene Ontology annotation, molecular function: phosphatidylinositol-3,5-bisphosphate phosphatase activity. The coding region runs from base 144 to 2009 and encodes 621 amino acids. The record is from RefSeq and is a predicted model, not a curated record. NCBI's taxonomy places the organism in Eukaryota, Metazoa, Chordata, Mammalia, Carnivora, Canidae. Gene Ontology annotation, cellular component: nuclear envelope.
GCUGCCGGGUGGGGGGGCGGACUAAGGGGCCGCGGCGCUGGCUGGCUGGCGGUGUCUGCCGUGCCCGGGUCGGUGUGCCCGCCCCGGUUCUCUCGCUCCAUGGUACGCCUGUGAGUCCCGUCGCCGGCGGACUUGUCCUGGGGAUGGAGCACAUCCGUACGACCAAGGUUGAACAAGUGAAAUUACUUGACCGAUUCAGUACCAGCAACAAGUCACUAACAGGAACACUCUAUCUUACAGCCACACAUCUAUUUUUUAUAGACUCUCAUCAGAAAGAAACCUGGAUAUUGCACCACCAUAUUGCCUUAGUAGAGAAACUAGCUUUGACUACUUCUGGAUGCCCACUUGUGAUUCAGUGCAAAAACUUCAGGAUUGUGCAUUUCAUUGUUCCCAGAGAAAGAGAUUGCCAUGAUAUUUAUAAUUCUUUGCUACAACUCUCAAAACAAGCAAAAUAUGAAGAUCUCUAUGCAUUCUCUUAUAAUCCCAAACAAAAUGAUUCGGAACGACUACAAGGUUGGCAGCUCAUUGACCUUGCUGAGGAAUAUAAGAGGAUGGGAGUGCCAAAUUCAAACUGGCAGCUGUCUGAUGCCAACCGAGAAUACAAGAUUUGUGAAACUUAUCCCAGAGAACUUUAUGUUCCCCGAAUAGCAAGCAAACCAAUAAUUGUUGGUAGUUCCAAGUUCCGGAGCAAGGGAAGAUUCCCGGUCCUUUCCUAUUAUCAUCAAAAUAGAGAGGCUGCCAUUUGUCGAUGUAGUCAACCACUAUCAGGAUUCAGUGCCAGAUGCCUGGAGGACGAACAUUUGCUUCAAGCCAUUAGUAAAGCCAAUCCGGUCAAUCGCUAUAUGUAUGUCAUGGAUACCAGGCCCAAACUGAAUGCAAUGGCCAACAGAGCAGCUGGAAAAGGUUAUGAAAAUGAAGACAACUAUUCUAACAUUCGAUUUCAGUUUGUUGGAAUUGAAAAUAUUCAUGUCAUGCGGUCCAGCCUUCAGAAAUUAUUGGAAGUCAAUGGUACCAAAGGGCUUUCUGUUAGUGAUUUCUACUCUGGUUUGGAGAGCUCAGGAUGGCUUCGCCACAUCAAAGCUGUUAUGGAUGCUGCAAUCUUCUUAGCCAAAGCGAUAAUGGUGGAAAAUGCAAGUGUGUUGGUACAUUGUUCUGAUGGUUGGGAUAGGACUUCCCAGGUUUGUUCCCUUGGCUCUCUUUUAUUGGAUUCCUACUACAGAACAAUCAAAGGAUUUAUGGUUUUAAUAGAAAAGGAUUGGAUCUCUUUUGGACAUAAGUUUUCAGAAAGGUGUGGCCAUUUGGAUGGUGACCCAAAGGAAGUCUCACCGGUGUUUACUCAGUUCUUGGAGUGUGUGUGGCAUUUGACCGAACAGUUCCCACAAGCCUUUGAAUUCAACGAAGCAUUUCUUCUUCAGAUCCAUGAACAUAUUCAUUCAUGCCAAUUUGGAAACUUCCUUGGAAAUUGUCAGAAGGAAAGAGAAGAGCUCAAGUUAAAGGAGAAGACUUACUCCCUGUGGCCAUUUCUCCUGGAUGACCAAAAGAAGUACUUAAAUCCCCUCUAUAGUUCCAAAUCUCCAAAAUCUGCCGUGUUGGAGCCAAAUACAGUCUCCUUCAAUUUUAAGUUUUGGAGAAACAUGUACCACCAAUUUGAUCGAACAUUGCAUCCUAGACAGUCCAUGUUUAAUAUAAUUAUGAAUAUGAAUGAGCAAAAUGAACAGUUAGAGAACGAUAUUAAAGACUUAGAAUCUAAAAUUAAGCAACGUAAAAGUAAGCAAACAGAUGGAAUUCUUACCAAGGAGUUGUUACAUUCAGUUCAUCCUGAAUCACCUACCCUCAAAACUUCCUUGUGUUUUAAGGAGCAAACUCUGUUACCUGUGAAUCAUGCUCUUCGAACUAUAGAGGGCAGCAACCCAGCAGAUAAUCGUUACAGUGAAUAUGCUGAAGAGUUUUCCAAAUCAGAACCCGGUGUGGUCAGCCUAGAGUAUGGUGUGGCAAGAAUGACCUGUUAGACCCAUAAAGUCUGUUCUGGACUUACUGUGGUGCAAGAAAUGGAUUAUUGCGAAGAUGAUCAGUGUGCAUGACCAAAAGGAAUUUGUCUGAUAAUGAUCUUAGAGUUUAAUAGUUGAAGAAAUGGUAAUAACUACUCCUAUGAGAGAAAUAAGUCAGUUUAAUUGCAUUUCCAGCAAGGAAUGACUUUCAGUUCUUUAAGAAACAAGUGGUACUGGCAGAUUUAUUCAAAACACAAUUUGUACUAUAGACUAGUGAAUUGACAUUUCUGUAUGAUUUAUAUGUUAAUUACAGCCAAACAUGAACAACUUUUCUUAACUAUAACUUAAUUGCCAGAAAACAAAACUUGACAAAGCUCUCCCUUACUUAAUAAUUGACAUGGCAUGUACUUUUGACUACAUAACUAUGUAACUAUGAAUAUUUACAUGUUCUGUCGAUUGGUGAUGUUUAAUGUAGAAGUGCCAUGAAAAAUAUUCUAAGAAAGCCUUAAAAUCUCAAUUCAUCCUUUACUCUUAAGUUUUAUAGCCAAGAGCAAGUUUUUGGAUUUUUUGGUUUUUUCUUUUGGUCAGCCUUGUUUGAUUUUUUUUUAAUUUUAAUUUUUUUUAUUUAUUUAUGAUAGAGAGAGAGAGAGAGAGAGAGAGACGCAGAGACAUAGAGACGCAGAGACAUAGGCAGAGGGAGAAGCAGGCUCCAUGCACCGGGAGCCCGAUGUGGGAUUCGAUCCCGGGUCUCCAGGAUCGCGCCCUGGGCCAAAGGCAGGCGCCAAACCGCUGCGCCACCCAGGGAUCCCCCUUGUUUGAUUUUUAAAGAAGUUCACUGUCAUUACUGCAGGGGCUGCAUGCUACAAUACUCCUGUGUAAACAUGUAGAAGUGCACCAUUAAGUUCAUGGUUGGCUGGUCCCAUGUCCAUAUUCAAAAUUAAUGAAACUGAACGUUUUAUUCUGAUGACAGUUUGUGCAGUGCUACAUUUGAUGACAUUAUUUACAGCUUAGAGUAUUGAUUUCUUGAAUAUGUGUAAACAUGUUUGACUGUCUUUUAUGGAUAGAUUACUGCAUUCUUUUGAUUCUUACUUGGUGGUGGCUUUAUUCCCUUGAUAACUGUGAAACUUUAAAAAAGCGACUGUAACACUGUUCUUAAAGACAAUGAAGAGUAUAUAUGUAUAUGGUUUUGUUUCAGUGAGUUACUCUUCCUAGGACAGACUUUCAGUUUCCCCCAAUUUUGGGGGUUAAACAAAAGGGAAAUACAAAUAGUUUAGAUUUCGCUUGGUUGCAUGAAUUUUAAAGCAGCCAUUUCUAUGUGGAACAUUUUUUCUUCUCUGUUAACAUAGGGAAAAAAAGGGAAAAUUAAGGAUAGCCUAGUGCAAAGCUAAUGUUUAGCAAAAACAAUUUAAAUGCUAGGAAAAGUUUCAUUUUCCAAUGUUAUGUUAACCGUUCUGUGUGCUAGGAACAUAUCUUUAAAUGACAAAACAAAAAAAAAUUCACAGUGUCAUCCAGCUGACUUUAAAAUUGAAGGUUGAAGUAACAUGACUGGCAAGAGGUAUGAUGUAGGGGUAGUAGGAAACCUGGAUAGGAUCCCUAAUGCUUCUCUUUACUAUACUUAUAUCUAUUACAUUAGUUUUGAACAUAAACAAAUAUGUUUUUCAAAUGAAAAAAAGCUUUAUUGUAUAAGAACUUAUCCUGUUUAUUUUUCCAAUGCUUUUGUGUAAUGCAUUACGUAAUAAGAAAAAUACUCCUUUUUAAACAGUAACAGAAAUGCACUAUUAAAUAUAGUUUGUGAUUUAGCCAAGCCUAUUUCCAUACUUAAGCACUGGGACAGGAAACUUAAUCUUUGUAACCACAAAGGGAAGCUUUUGUGCCUUGUUAUUUGGUUCCAGUUAUUGACUGUGGUUUUAGAAUCUUCCUUAGCAGAUUUCUUAUAUUCACAUGUUUUUGGUUUAUUAUCUUCAACUUCAGGCAUAUGUAUAUAUAUGUGUGUGUGUGUGUGUGUGUUUAUGUGCUCACACAUGGACUGAGAAAUUAGUUAACAUCUUAAGUGACCUACAGAGUAUAUGUUGGCAGAAAGCAGAUUGUGUAUAUGUCAUAUAAAAUUUACGUUCAGUGUGUUUGGGGAUGUAUAGCAUGUAAAUUAUUAGAUAUAUUAUUUAAAGGUAAUUAAAUAUUCACAUUUUACUUUGGAUAUUUUUCUUUUGGGGAAAAAAACAAAUGGAAUCAAGUUGUGGUUGGUUUUUUCUUUGCUCAAGUAGGGAAUUGGACCUUCACAUUAUACUAAUCAUAACAGUAUAGGGUUUGAGCAAUUCCUUUUCCCAAAGUUCGAUCUUGAUAAAUAAUAACAUAUAUAAAAAUAAUUUCCAAAAUACUUAAAACAGGUAUAGUGGGCUAAAAGUUUCAGCAGAUAGAGUUGAUAAUGUCACAGUUUUGGUGGAAGGCAGUGUCUAGUGAGUAUAUACAUUCAGAGUAAAAAUAUCUCCCCAAAGGCAGAUCUAGAGAUCUGGAGAUAAACACAAGGAAAAUGACUUACAGGAAAAAGUUUAUAUGGGAGUGUUUUGAAAGGUUAGCUAGGCGAGAAGUAGCUCAGGGAAUCUUGACUAAAUAGAGAUGGAGGGAAAUUUUUUUUUUUUUAAUUCUCUAUUUGGUAGACUAGCAGGGCAGCAGGGGGUAGUAUCAGGACCCCUCCCUUUUUUUUUAAAGACUAUUUUUUUAAGAGUAGUUUUAGGUUCACAACAAAAUUGAGAGGAAGGUCCAGAAAUUUUUUAUAUACCCCACCAGAGUGCUACAUUUGUUCAAUUGAUGAACCUGCAUUGACAUCAUCAUUACCCCAAGUCCAUAGUUGACCUUAGUGUUCAUCCUUACUGUUGUAUAUUCUGUGGGCUUUGGACAAAUGUAUGAUGACCUUUAUAGUAUCAUACAACGUAUUUUUCAUGGCCCAAAAAAAUCCUCUGUUCUUCCUAUCCGUCCCUCCUUAUCCCCCUACCUCUGGCAACCACUGAUCUUUCUAUUGUCUCCAUAGUUUUACCAUUUCUAGAGUGUCACAUAGUAGGGAUUGUGCAGUGUGUAGCCUUUCACAUUGACUUCUUUCACUUAAUGAAUGCAUUUCAAGUUCUAAAACUUGAAGUUUUAGAAAUUUGAAAAAGCUUCUGUGUUUUUUCAUGUCUUGAUAGCUCACUCACUUCUUUAGCACUGAAUAAUAUUCUGUUGCCUGGAUGUACCACAGUUUAUAAAUUCACCUAUUGUAGGAUGUCUGGCUUGCUUCCAAGUUACAGCAAUUGUGAAUAAAGUUUGCUUUAAACAUC